This is a messenger RNA of Durio zibethinus, 2363 nucleotides long. Its product is annotated as O-fucosyltransferase family protein. NCBI's taxonomy places the organism in Eukaryota, Viridiplantae, Streptophyta, Magnoliopsida, Malvales, Malvaceae. Gene Ontology annotation, cellular component: cytoplasm; nucleus. The record is from RefSeq and is a predicted model, not a curated record.
GGUUGAAAAACAGAAAGUGAUGCGGAAGAUCUGCUGGUUGGAAUGGUAAACCACAGAGGCCCGUCUCUUAUGAGAAUCGCUUCAACAUCCAAAUUUCUGUCUAGAAAACAAUCUCCCAGGACCAUUGCCCUUUACGUAGUCUUCCUCUUUACUUUCUCAAUCUUCGUUUUUGUCUUCAACGCUGGCAACAUUGUGGAAGACCAACACAACCCAAAUGUCUCCCACGAAUCCCAACCUCAACCUCAAUUUCUCCAGAUAGCUGAUGAAGAACUUUGGGAUGCUCCCUCCGGCCAUGGUUUACGUCCAUGUGUCAAGCCUACGAGCAGAUAUAAAGCUGCACAAGGAUCCAACCGCUAUUUAACAGUGAAAAGUAAUGGAGGAUUGAAUCAAAUGCGCACUGGUAUAUCAGACAUGGUGGCUGUGGCACACAUAAUGAAUGCGACCUUAGUCAUUCCACAGCUGGAUAAACGAUCCUUCUGGCAAGACUCAAGUGUGUUUUCUGAUAUAUUUGAUGAGCUUCAUUUCAUCAAAACUUUACAAGGAGAUGUGAAGAUUGUCAGGGAGCUUCCCAAGCAACUGGAACUUGUUCCUCGGGCCCGAAAGCACUUUACUUCCUGGUCUAGCAUAGGUUACUACAAAGAAAUGAUGCAGCUGUGGAACAACCAUCGGAUAAUCCAUGUUGUUAAAUCAGAUUCUCGACUUGCAAACAACGAUCUUCCUCUUGACAUACAGAGGUUGAGAUGUCGAGCUCUAUAUCAUGCGCUCCGCUUCUCUCCCCCCAUUGAGAGCUUGGGAAAGAAGCUGGUGGAUCACCUGAGAAUGCAGAGUGGAAGAUACAUUGCACUUCACUUAAGAUACGAGAAAGACAUGCUUGCUUUUACUGGUUGUACUUAUGGUUUGACUGAUGCAGAAUCUGAAGAGCUGAGAAUAAUGAGGGAGAACACAAAGCAUUGGAAGGUUAAAGAUAUAAACUCUACCGAACAGAGAAUAGGUGGCUUUUGUCCACUAACCCCCAAGGAAAUGGGAAUAUUUCUUCAAGCUAUUGGUUAUCCUCCAUCAACAUUAAUUUAUGUUGCAUCUGGUGAAAUUUAUGGUGGUGAUGCUCGCCUUUCAGAGCUUAGGUCUUGUUUCCCAAAUCUAGUUUUCAAGGAAAAACUGGCAACAAAGGAGGAGUUGAAAGCAUUUGCUCAGCAUCCAUCUCAAAGUGCUGCACUAGAUUACAUUGUUUCUAUCGAAAGCGAUGUGUUUGUUCCAUCAUAUUCAGGUAACAUGGCACGAGCUGUUGAGGGGCACCGCAGAUUCUUAGGCCAUCGGAAGACUAUCACCCCAGACAGGAAAGGACUUGUCAGGCUUUUUGAUGAGUUAGAAAAUGGACAGCAAAGAGAAACAUCCUCAUUCUCUGACCUUGUGCGGCAGAUGCACAAGAACAGACAAGGAGCUCCAAGAAAAAGAAAAGGCGCUUCACCUGGAAUCAAAGGCAAAGAACGUUUCAGGACUGAAGAAUCCUUUUAUGAAAAUCCAUACCCUGAGUGUAUAUGCAGUUCAAAGGCUGUAUAAAAUAAGCCAUAAACUGAUUUGGUUUGACCUCCGCAGUAUGAAGUCAAAGUUGCUUGAAUGAAAGGAUCCUCAGUUGAGUGGGUAUCGAAUGUUAACCAAGAUGGAAGGUGCCGUGAAUACAAGCUUGAAGCAAUGGAUAUGCUGCUAUUUGACUGACCCAAAGUUGUAGAUGCAGAACUCAGUUACACUGCCAUAGCCUUCUUACUACAGUUACCUCGCAGAAUGUUGUAGUUAAUUGCUGAUUCAAUUUCUUGAACAACCCCUUUCCCCAUUUCCUCUUAUAGGAUUUACAUUCCUCUGGCAGGGGAAGCUUGUAGUAUCAUUUUUUGGAAGUUAACAUUUUAGUCUGUGAAUUCCAUUGGAGGUAAUCUCUUUUCUUUUUCUUUUUUUUUUUUUUAUCUCUUUUUUCUCAGGUUUAAAAAUAUGAUGACGGUGUCAUGUAGUAUUAGAAGACAGAUAAGAGCCAACGAUGAUGUUAAUGUAAUUAAAUAGUUUAAUUAAUAGACAGUUUAUAUUUUAUUCCUCCUUACUCUGGUUCUCCCCUUCCCUUAUACCGUUCACAUCCCACCAUCAAUUCAUAAUCCCUCUUACCUUCCGCUAAUUACAAUUUAUCCUUUUGUUUUGUUUUGUUUUCUCUUUCUCAUAUUUAUCUUGAAUAUUUGGUCAUUUAACUAUUAAGAUUUAAUUUUUAACAACCAAUCCAAAUAUGAAAUACUUGUCCAAUCCUAUGAAAGAUAGGCGAAGACAUGUUCAUACACAAAAUGCAACUUUACCAUUAUUAAGGAAAAAAAGAUGGAAGCCAUGUG